Fraxinus pennsylvanica is the source of this 750-nucleotide messenger RNA. Lineage: Eukaryota; Viridiplantae; Streptophyta; Magnoliopsida; Lamiales; Oleaceae. The record is from the annotation of a GenBank genome assembly.
AUGGCCGCAACACAAGCUUCAAUUGCCGCUUUCCGGCCAUGCACAUCAAAAACCCGGUUUUUGAAUGGAUCCUCUGGGAAAUUGAACCGAGAAGUGUCGGUUAAACCGGCAACUUCUUCGUUCUACAAAUCGUUCAAAGUCGAAGCCAAGAAAGGUGAAUGGCUACCCGGCUUGGCCUCUCCUACUUAUCUUGAUGGCAGUCUUCCAGGUGACAAUGGAUUUGAUCCACUGGGACUUGCUGAGGAUCCAGAGAAUUUGAAAUGGUAUAUCCAGGCAGAGCUAGUAAAUAGCAGGUGGGCAAUGUUGGGUGUUACUGGGAUGCUAUUACCUGAAGUUUUCACCAAGAUUGGCAUCAUUAAUGUUCCCCAAUGGUACGAUGCUGGAAAAUCCGAGUACUUUGCCUCGUCCUCGACCCUUCUCGUGAUCGAGUUCAUUUUGUUUCACUACGUUGAGAUCAGAAGGUGGCAAGACAUCAAGAACCCCGGAAGUGUUAACCAAGAUCCCAUUUUCAAGAACUACAGCUUGCCUCCAAAUGAAGUUGGAUACCCUGGUGGCAUUUUCAACCCCUUGAACUUCACCCCCACCGAGGAGGCCAAGGAGAAAGAGCUUGCAAACGGAAGACUUGCAAUGUUGGCGUUCUUGGGAUUUGUGGUCCAGCACAACGUGACUGGGAAGGGGCCAUUUGAGAACCUGUUGCAGCACCUCUCAGACCCAUGGCACAACACAAUUGUCCAGACAUUCAGUAGUUAA